AAUAACGUCGCACACUUUUAUUACUCAAUAGAAACAACAGUAAAACUGAUAUAGCAGUCUUCGUUUGAAAGGGAGGAUUUUAUUUAGACUAACUGUGAUUUGGAACGGUAUAGAUAAAUUGGUGAAUCAAGUUUCUAUUGAAGAAAUAAAGCAAGCAAAUCUCUCAUUUAACGUGUAACAAAUAACACAUUGUAUUGGUGGGGAGUGGAGCAGGGAGAGAUGACAGACACCCUGCCCAGUGAUGCUCCUGUCGCGGGGGCAGACUUUGAUAUGAUGAGUGCCCUGGACUGGCAAGACGGCAUCGCCACCUUGCCUGGGAGCGACAUCAAGUUUCGCAUGACAGAAUUUGGAACCUUGGAGAUAGUUACCGAAGCAGAGGUCAAAGAAACGGAGGCGGAGACUAAGGCAGAGACCGCCCCCGCACACAGUCCCACCCCUCCUCCAAAGGCCCAAUCAGAGCCUGGCACUGCCAGAUCCCCAGCCAAUCAGCUCCACACCCCUGCAUUUGAGGCUUUAGGCCCAGUGCUCGUGUCUUUAGAGGAGGGCCCCACCAUGGAGGGCCCCAGCAUGGAGGGCCCCAGCAUGGAGGUGGGCCCCAGCAUGGAGGUGGGCCCCAGCGCGGAGGUGGGCCCCAGCGCGGAGGUGGGCCCCAGCACGGAGGUGGGCCGCAAGGUGCAGCUGGCUCGCUGUAUCUCAUGUGUGGGCUCAGGUGCUCAGGGCAGAUUCUGCAGCUGUGUUUGUGCUCAGCCCUCGAGCGGAAGGUCCUCCCCUGGCGAGCCCAGGGAGAGAGAUGGUGCGGAGGGCGAGCGGCUGGGGAAACGAGUUCGCAAGAAGAGGAAGAUCUACAUGGACUCUGGUGACGAGGAGGAGGACAACCAGGAAGAGGAAGAGGAGAAGAGCAAGGGCAGCAAAGGCCGGAGAGCUGCUAAACUGGCCAGGCUGGUGACUGCCCCGUCCAAUAAGAAGCGAGCGUGGAGCUGGCCAGCCUACCUGGAAGAGGAGAGGGCUGUAGCUGCCCCGGUCAAGCUGUUCAAGGAGCACCAGUCAGUCCCUCAGAGCAGGAAUGUCUUCAAGGUGGGGAUGAAACUGGAAGGGCUGGACCCCUGCCACCCCGCUCUCUUCUGUGUUCUUACAGUCGCUGAGAUCCAGGGGUACCGGAUCAGGCUCCACUUUGAUGGGUACCCUGAGUGCUAUGACUUCUGGGUAAAUGCUGACUCGUGGGACGUGAAGCCUGCUGGCUGGUGUGAAAAAAUGGGACACAAACUGCUGCUGCCAAAAGGUUGUAAGGAUGGAGAAUUUAACUGGAGCAUGUAUGUAAAGAACUGCAGGGGCCAACUGGCCCCCAAACACCUCUUCAAGAGCCUCAACACUUCGGUGACUCCCUCUGGUUUCCGUGCGGGGAUGAAGCUGGAGGCGGUGGACAGGAAGAACCCGUCUCUGAUCUGCGUAGCGACCAUCUCUGCUGUCGUAGACAACAGACUACUCAUUCACUUUGAUAACUGGGAUGACACCUACGACUACUGGUGUGAACCCAGCAGUCCUUACAUCCACCCUGUGGGCUACUGUGAGGAGGCGGAGCUAACCCUCACCACACCAGCUGAGUACAAACAGCCCAAGAGCUUCUCCUGGGAGAGAUACCUGGAGGAGACUGGCACUCAAGCUGCCCCUGCACGUGCUUUCAAACAGAGGCCACCUCACGGGUUCCAGGUUGGGAUGAGGCUGGAGGCCGUGGAUAAGAGGAAUCCCAUGCUCAUCCGUGUAGCAACCAUCGCCGAGGUGGAGGACCACCGACUGAAGAUCCAUUUUGAUGGCUGGAGUAGGGAGUAUGACUACUGUGUGGAGGCCGACAGCCCUGACUUGCAUCCUGUGGGCUGGUGUCAGAAGACAGGGCACCCCCUGCAACACCCCAAUGGCUCCACAGACGUGGUGCUCCUCCCAGGCCAGGGCUGUCCUACCCCAGGAUGCAAUGGGGUUGGACACAUCCGGGGGCCGCGCUACGGAACACAUUACACGCAGGUGAGCUGCCCCUACUCAGAGAUGAACCUGAACAAGGAGGGGCUGGUUCCUGACCGUCUCAGUGGAGAACGACCCACCGCCCUCAACGGGCCUCAUCACCGCGUUAGACGGCCAGACCUCCAGACGGACACGCCCACCACGCCGACACACACGCCCACCACACCGACACACACGCCCGCCACACCAGAGCUGCCAGACGUUGCAGAGGACUCUCCUCAGAACAGGAGACUUCCCGUGGAGGGGGAGCGUUCUGUGCGCAGCAGCCAGCCGGAGCCACCGGGGGCAGCACCGGGGGCAGCCAGUGAGAGCGGCCAUAACGGCCCUCGACCUAAGAGGUCAGCUCUAGUCCCUAAAUACCUGAAGCUGCACUUGGUGAAGCAGGAGGGAGGAGGAGAAGGCAAAGGUAGCUGUCUCCUUUCCUUGUUGGCAUGUUGUGAGAUCAGUGUUUCUGCACACUCUGCCACUCUCUUUCCGUCUCACUCUCUCUCCUCUCCAGGGUCCCAGUCUCUCCAGCAGGCCCUCCAUGAGUCUGUGUUCUCCCCAGGCGUCUCCUCCCCCCCCCACAGGGUGCUGCUGUGCUGGGACAAACACUGCCAGCUGCUCCCUGAGGUGCUGGGGCUCACAGCCAAGAGAGUUGCCGCCUGGAGCGCUGAGGAGGUGGCCAGUUUUGUCCGAGGGCUCCCAGGCUGUAAGGAGCAUGCUGCUACCUUCAGAACAGAGCAGAUAGACGGGGAGGCGUUCCUGCUGCUCACCCAAUCAGACAUCGUUAAGAUCCUGUCAAUCAAACUAGGCCCCGCCUUGAAGAUCUACAACUCCAUCCUCAUGCUGAAGAAUGCUGACGAGGAGUAGAGACCAGGGAGACGUCUCCAGGGUCCUCAUGAGGAGAGACCAGGGAAACAUCUCCAGGGUCCUCAUGAGGAGAGACCAGGGAGACAUCUCCAGGGUCCUCAUGAGGAGAGACCAGGGAAACAUCUCCAGGGUCCUCAUGAGGAGAGACCAGGGAAACAUCUCCAGGGUCCUCAUGAGGAGAGACCAGGGAGACAUCUCCAGGGUCCUCAUGAGGAGAGACCAGGGAGACAUCUCCAGGGUCCUCAUGUCCGAGGUUUCUGACGCUCAGUCAAGGAAAAAACGACCCAGUAGACUGUGUGGCUGGGUGACCUUGCAUUACAGGAAUGGAGACCAGACAAGACCUCUAACAGACACACCUUCUACAGGAGGGACGUACUGGAACAAAGAUCUCUUUAAUUUAUUUGAAUGUUUUCUGGAUGAUCAAGAAUUUACUUGCUGGCACCUUUUGAGGCUUUUAAGUGCUGAAUAACAUUGGGUUCGAUUUCAUAUAAAUGUUAUAGUGAUAAUGAAUUUGGUCUAAUUUUCUAUUAAAACGAAAUGUUGCCUAGCACUGAACAAAUGGAAGAAGUUAUGUUCAUAAUAUUUUGCUUUUACUUGAAUAUUUGUUAUUUAUGGCUGCAAGAAAAAGCUAGAGCGUUGUGGUCAGAGCUGUUGGUGAAACAGCAGGGGACAGCAAAGCUGUUGGUGAAACAGCAGGGGGCAGCAGAGCUGCUGGUGAAACGGCAGGGGGCAGCAGAGCUGCUGGUGAAACAGCAGGGGGCAGCAGAGCUGCUGGUGAAACAGCAGGGGGCAGCAGAGCUGCUGGUGAAACAGCAGGGGGCAACUGUGAGCAACACAGCAGAAGGGGGGAGGAGGGAUCGUAGACAAUACAGGCGUGUGUGUGUGUGUGUGCGGGUGUGUUUAUAUAUGAGGAUGUCAUUUUGUGACUGCUCCUUCAUGUUUCUCCUGCUGUUUAUGUUGAGAGGAUAAUGCUAUGUGAUCAACCAGAAGACAAGCAGGCAGCUUGGGACAGCUAAAGAAAAGAAAAAUGGCUUCUUUGAAUUUUAUGUCAGUUAAUGAAUGUUGAUUAAUUUGAAUAUGCAGAUGACUCCUUGUUUUAAUGAAUAUAGUUUAUAGUUAUUUUAGGUGUUUCUAUGGUGAUGUAAAUCUGGCACAGACGCGAAGCUUCAUUUGAACUGACAACCUGCAUUAGUGAAUAACCCUAACCCAACCUCCAGUCAGUUGGUGCAAAUAAUAAAUGAUCAUCUCUAAGGAGUGUUUACAGAAUAAAAAAAAAAUGCUUUGCACCUCAAUGUAAAAAGUUUGUAAAAAUGUUAAGCAUUUUUUGCCUGUGUAAUAUAAAGCAUUUUUUGCCUGGGUAAUAUAAUACAUGUAUCUCAGUUCGGUGAGUUAGAAUAUGUACAUAAUAUUACUUUUUUUCUUCAAAAGGAGAUAUGUAUGUAGUUUUUAAGGGAUUCAGAUAUUCAUUUUUUCUUUGUGAAGUUGAUGGUCAGAUGGAAUUUGAGUGAAUGGAAUAAAGGAUGCACACUGCCUGUGUGGUCAACAGAU
Molecule: messenger RNA, 4413 nt
Organism: Hypomesus transpacificus
Lineage: Eukaryota; Metazoa; Chordata; Actinopteri; Osmeriformes; Osmeridae
Gene: l3mbtl1b
Product: L3MBTL histone methyl-lysine binding protein 1b
Exons: 21
Coding region: 220-2865 (881 amino acids)
Biological process (GO): regulation of DNA-templated transcription
Cellular component (GO): nucleus
Molecular function (GO): zinc ion binding; protein binding
Source: RefSeq, a predicted model, not a curated record